This is a messenger RNA of Lytechinus variegatus (green sea urchin), 12742 nucleotides long. RefSeq names its product extracellular matrix organizing protein FRAS1-like (gene fras1). NCBI's taxonomy places the organism in Eukaryota, Metazoa, Echinodermata, Echinoidea, Temnopleuroida, Toxopneustidae. The record is from RefSeq and is a predicted model, not a curated record. Gene Ontology annotation, cellular component: membrane. Gene Ontology annotation, molecular function: protein binding. Gene Ontology annotation, biological process: cell communication.
ACACAGUAUGGGAGUCUGACCCUUGUACAUUAUGUUCCUGUUUGGGUGAGAUCAUCUCAUGUACACCAAAGCAAUGUCGCAAUCCAGAAUGUGAUUUUUCAAGGGGAGAGAUUUUAAGAAUAUCAGCUAAUAAAUGCUGUCCAGAGUGUGCGUCUGGUGCAGGAUCCUGUGAAUAUAAAGGAGAAAUAGUUGGGCAUAAUUCACAAUGGAGCCCUUCGCCAUGUUCUACGUGUUUCUGUAUAAGUGGUCAGGUGACAUGUCGGAACCAAACCUGUCCUAACUCACAAUGUUCAGCGGGUGAAGUGUUAUACCAGUCAGAUGGGGAAUGCUGUCCAAGCUGUAUUAGAUCAGGAAGAUCGUGUAUUGAUAGAGGGGUCAGCUAUCAUGAUGGGGAGCAGUGGUCACCAGUCAAAUGUGCUAAGUGUGUAUGUAACAAUGGCCAGUCACAAUGUUAUGUUGCAGAUUGCCCAACAUUAACUUGUUCUCAGGAUGAAGAAGCAGUAGUAUCGGAAGGCAAAUGCUGUCCAGAAUGCGUGGGGCGAUCAUGUAUAGUAGAUGGCGCUGUUUACCAGGAUGGUCAAACGUGGAAGAGUGGGGUCUGUACACAUUGCCUGUGUAAAAGCGGUUCUGUCAGCUGUGUUGAUGAGACCUGUGUGGACAACCUCCCGUGUGCACCUGGAGAGAAAAGGAUACGUAGAGAUGACCAGUGCUGUUCAGAAUGUGUAUCAAGUGCAGCUACCUGUGAUGUUGACGGUGUUCGGUGGUAUACAGGUGACAUGUGGAAUGUGACUGACUGUGAAUUCUGUUUCUGUCAAGAAGGUCUGAUAGCAUGCUAUCCUGCCGAAUGUUCCAGGACAGAAUGUAGAGAGGGUGAGACAUUAGUUCACAAGCAUGGCCGAUGUUGUCCAGAGUGCCAUAUAUCUCAGGGAUAUUGCAUACAUAACAGAAUAACCUAUGCCGCGGAUGAGAGCUGGCAGCCAGAUCCUUGUAGGACCUGUAACUGUAUGGAUGGUAUAGCUAACUGUUUUAGGGUUGACUGCCCUCCUUGUCCUGUUGGUACAGUGCCUCAGAGUAGUCCACAAUCUUGCUGCCCCCAAUGUGUUGUCGUGCAAUGUCCUGUAGAAUGUAUAUCAUGUGAUUCCACUGGCUGUACAUCAUGUCGUCAAGGAAGAUUGUUACAAGAUGGUCAGUGUGUAUCGGCUUGUAGACCAAGCUACUUCAAGGCAUCUGAGACGGUUUGCCAAGCCUGCCAUGAGAGUUGUUCUAUGUGUUCUGGUGGAACGGAAUACCACUGCACGGCAUGCAGGGAAGGCGACCUGCUCAAAUGGGGGCGCUGUGUUCCUGACUGCGGACCUGGUUUCUUCCAGUUUGAUACCACUUGUCAAGAAUGCAAUGCAAGUUGUGCUGCAUGUACAGGACCUAAGGCAUCAGACUGCAUAACAUGUUCAAACUCCAGUCAUAUGAUACAAGACAAUCGAUGUGUGCCUGAGUGUGGUCGACGAUUCUAUCAAAGAGAAAAUCAUUGCUAUCCAUGCGACCCGUCAUGUCAGUUGUGCUUUCUAGACAGUCCGUGGUGUGUGACCUGCCCUAGGAAUCACUUCCUGCAAGAUGGCGUCUGUGUCGAUGAAUGCAGCCUGGGAUACUAUCAAUCAAGCAACGGACAUUGUGAAGCUUGUUCAUUGGCCUGUCUUGCCUGCAACGGUCCAGGGAUUGACCAAUGCACCCAAUGUCCUGGUCAGUCUGUCCUCAUGAAUGGCUACUGCCUCACCAACUGCACUGCUGGAACAUUUAACCAGGCUGGACAGUGUUUAAGCUGUGACCCCUCCUGUCAUCAAUGUGAAGGUCCAAGCUCAACAGAUUGUACAUCAUGUAGAGCAGCCACAGAGAUGGUUCAGAGCAGACCACCUUUCAGGGGGCAGGUUCAAGGGGCGUGUUCACCCACCUGUAUUGAGGGAUACUUCCCCAGUGCAAAUGGCAUCUGUUUGCCAUGUAAUCCAUCGUGUCUGACUUGUUCCGAUUCACCCAUCGAUGCUUGCCUGUCAUGUCGCCCUCCUCUGAUUCUAAACCAUGGAUACUGUGUCAGAAGCUGCAAUGAGAGACAAGUUGAUGUUGAUGGGAUAUGUGUUGAAUGUCAUCCAAGCUGUGCAACUUGCAGUGGACCUGACUCUAAUCAGUGUACCACCUGUAAUGGUCCUGAUACCUUACAGGGUGGUAUCUGUACUCCUGGCUGUAGCUCUUCUCAGUAUCCAGGCUCUCUUGGAAUCUGUCAGGAGUGCAAUGCUGAGUGUGGUACAUGUUUUGCCAAUCCUGAGGGCCAAGGUAGUAGAUGCCUUCAGUGUUCAGGAGGGAGUAGUAGCAGUCAGUAUCCUCUAGGUGAUACCUGUGUCUCAGAUUGUGGUACUGGAUUCUUUCUUGAUCCCUCUGGAAUGUGCAAAGAAUGCCAUACAUCAUGUAGGACAUGUACAUCAGGAGGUGUCUUUGACUGUUCCUCAUGUCAUGCUGGUCAUGUAUUAACACACACUAGUAUGUGUUCAUUGGAAUGUCAUGGAGGAUACUACAAUGACGGUGGUAUAUGCAAAGCUUGUCAUAUAGACUGCCUAGAGUGCGUGAAUGCCUUUGAGUGUCUUGUAUGUCGGGAUCCUACAGAUGUCCUUCAGUUUGGUGAAUGCUCCUCGGUCUGCGCUGAACAGUACUACCUAGAUCCUGUCACAAGGUUGUGUAGAGAAUGUGAUUGGAGCUGUAACUCCUGCAAUGGUCCAGGACCUAACGAUUGUACCCAGUGUAUGGAUGGUCUAAAGCUCAGGGAUGGAUCCUGCGUUACAUCAUGCGGAGACAGCUACUAUGAAACAAGGAGAGAAUGCAGAGAAUGUGGUGAUGAGUGUCUGACUUGUAGGGGAUCCGGUGUAUGUACAUCCUGCCAGCCACCACGCCUUCUCCUAGAUACUCAGUGUGUGAUGCAAUGUCCUGUAGGAUACUUCAGCGACUAUGGCACGCAUACAUGUAUAGAGUGUUCUGCUGGCUGUGUAGCCUGUGUGACUCCCAUAGAAUGUAUGACCUGUAUGCUUGGUACUUUUCUUCUGAGGAGCCAAUGCGUGGAGGAUUGUGGGGAUGGUUACUAUGCCAACCCUCUUAAUAACGUCUGUGAAGCUAACCUAUACCCACCAUCAUUAUACGUGAACGGUUCUAUCACGACUGGCAUCGGCGGUAUACAAGUAUUAGAUACUUCAUUCUUCACUGCCUUUGAUCCUGACACAAGCAACAGCAAUCUCCUCUUCAUUCUUGUCAGCCCACCAACAAACGGUGAACUCGUUAAGAUUGAUCGUGGGAACAGCGUCAUCAUGGAAGCACGCGAUACCUUUACAUACCCAGAGCUCGUGGCUGGUGAAGUGAGGUAUACGCAUAAUGCGAAGCAAAUGCUCCAUGGGUAUGUCACCAUGAAAGUCAGCGAUCGCAUGUUUUAUUCAGAACCCGAGGACGUGGGCAUCAUCAUUGUUUCGCCUCACGCUCCGUACGUCACCCGGAACGAACCCCUCGUUGUCAUCGAAGGCGAAAUCGGGCAGCUAUCAUCUGGUCAGAACCUCCAGAUCCACGAUGACGACAAUGCUGACAUGGUGGUCAUUUCGGUUAUCGAUGGCCCAAAGCAUGGCAAGCUUAUCCGCCUUCCAGAUAGAUCAAGACUUCGCCAGUUUAGUCUGGAUGAUUUGAGGUCGGGAUAUAUCAACUAUGUCCACGAUGGGAGUGAGACAGAAUAUGAUGUCAUCGUCUUACAAGUUUCAGACGGUCAUAACAUCCUAAAUGUUCUCUUCAAUAUUCAUAUUAUCCCCAGGGAUGACCGUGGUCCCAUAUUAGUGAACAAUAUUCAGGGUUCAGUGAGAGAGGGCGGUCUUCUACUCAUUACAAGUGAUCACCUACGAGCCCAAGAUGUUGAUUCUCCCAAUUCUGAACUCAUAUACACACUGACCCCUCCUACAGACAACCCUAGGCAUGGUGACAUUGUGAUGAUCGUUCCUGUUACACAGGGUGGGGUAGCGGAUGGAUGGACAGAUCUUGGCAAUGGGAUCAUGGAGAAACCUCUCAUAACCUUCCUCCAGAGGGAUAUCGAUCAAGGUUAUAUCUACUAUAAGAACUCUGGUGCCGAAGCUUUCUCGGACUUCUUCAUGUUUGAGGUAUCUGAUUCAGCCGAGCCUCCUAACAUGUUGAGGGGUCAGGUAUUCAACAUUGAGAUCAUGCCUAGUAAUGAUCAGCCACCAAGACUGGUUCCUCAGGUUACCCCUCCUCUUGGCAUGCCUGUGCUCGAAGAUCAGCUGACGCCAUUUUCCAGGCAGUACCUUGCCUUCACCGACCCUGACAGCCCUGAUCGCAACAUCCUCUACAACAUCACCACACCCCUCGGCCAACGGGAUGGGACUAUUGUCAACCUUGAUGCUCCAUUCCUACCCAUAACAGUCUUCACCCAGGCUGAUGUGAAUGCUGGUAGGAUUCUCUACCGUCCGUCCGUUCUGGAGGUCGGCCAUGUCUCCAGGAAUGUGACUUUCCAGUUCUCAGUUUCUGAUGGGUUAGAUGCAUCAGCUAACACAAUAGGACCCCUACCAUUCACCAUCAGUCUCCUUCCAAGGGACAAUGCUCCACCGGUCUUCAGAGAUGCCAACCCUCUCUUCCGGGUGAACCGAGGAGGGAUUGUCUCUGUGAGGGAAUACCUUGCAGAUAUCGCUGAUCUUGACACCCUGCUGGAGCAGUUGGUCUACCGGGUGGCUCUUGCUCCAAGACAUGGUACACUCUUCCAGAGUGGUUUCAGUUCUCUCAACCUUCAGACAGGCAACACCUUCACCUACAACCAGCUUGUCCAAGACACCUUACACUAUGUCCACGAUGACUCCGCCACUGACCAAGAUAGCUUUGAGAUCACAGUUACCGAUGGUAGCCAUACCGCCAUGCUCACCGGUACCAUCCUCAUCACUUUCACCGAUACCACCAAUCCAUUCGUCAGCCGGACCGCAUCCCUCUCGCUUUACCUGCCGGAGAACAGCGAGGUCACGGUCACCCAUGACAAUCUGGCCUUUGAAGAUGAUGAUACUCCAGCCGAUGGCAUUACCAUCGAGCUGAGGACACAACCCCAACAUGGACGACUCCAGAGAAGAGUUGUCGGAGAUGUUUAUGAGGAUCUUGGUGUUGGGUCGACCUUCACGCAGACUGAUAUCAAUUCCUACUCAAUAAGGUAUGUCUCCGAGGGUGAGAUAGGGAGCCAGCCAAUCAGUGAGGUCAUUAUGAUCAACGUUAGUGACAGCAGUGGGAACAGUCUUCAAGGUCAAACCUUUACAGUGACUAUCACUCCUGUCAAUGACCUUGCCCCUCUGGUGACCUUACCCACCCAGCUCUUGGUGACAGAAGGAGGUCGGGAAGCCAUCUCUAACCUUCAUCUCAGUACGACGGAUCUCGAUACUCGCGUCACUCAGCUCUCCAUCAUCAUGGAUACCCUGCCAAAUUUUGGAUAUGUUGAGAAUAUUCGUGCUGGUGUUGGAUCGGAGCAGUCCAAUGCUGGUAUUCCCAUUACAAGUUUCCGAGUGCAGGAUAUCCUUGAUGGUGUCAUCUUUUACGUUAACAACAGACAUCACAACAUUGAACCUGUUCAUGAUGGAUUCCUAUUUCAUGUGACCGACGGGGAGAAUGAAUCACCACAGCUGAGAUUUAAUAUUACAAUCCAGCUCGUGAACGAUGAAGAGCCAGUGAUUGUUACCGAGCAGGCCUUCGUACCUGAGGGCGAGGGUGUCAUCAUUGCCAAUGUAACACUCUAUGCUCGUGACCUGGACACACCCACAGAGGAUCUUCUCUUUGAGAUAGUUAACUACCCUCAGCAUGGUAACCUAAGACGUAGGGAUUUCAUCCAGGAUCCUAUCUAUGCUGGCAAGAUCCUUGGGGUAGGAGACACCUUCACCUAUGAGGAUGUUGUUCAGCAGUUGAUCAUCUAUGUCCAUGAUGGCUCAGACGUAAAUGCUGAUACUUUCAGGCUGUCAUUAACGGAUGGACUGUACACUGCUCAAGAAGACAUCCAUGUGAUUAUAGGCCUUGUCAACGAUGAGACACCUAGGCUGGCUACCAAUACAGGCCUCCGGGUCCAGAUAGGUUCAACUACAACGAUCAGUCCAGAUUCCCUACGAGCCACGGACAUUGACUCUGAAGAUGCCCAGCUUCUAUUCACGGUGGCUGCAGACCCCAACGUUGGUCAGCUUCGCUUUGUCACACCAAGCAAGCAGUUUGAUAUCAGUAGUACUUCUCAGAAGAAUUCCUUCAGACAAAACGACAUCAACAAUGGUUAUAUCCAGUAUGUCCAUGAAUUGAAUGAACCAGCUGGAACGGUUGUUGUCAAGUUUACCAUCACUGACCCUGAGGGAAAUGAUCUCAUUGAUCAAUCUUUUAUCAUCACUGUACUAGAGGAUCGUAUCCCUCCUCGCAUCCUGGCCAACCAACCCCUCACUGUCCAAGAAGGUGCCUCGCGCACCAUCACCACCGAGACCCUCUCAGCCACCGACGAUGACAGUAUCCCGGGUAACCUCAUGUUUUACGUGACCGAUGGACCAAACUAUGGCCGGGUGGAGCACUCGGACUUCCCUGGGUCGGGAAUCUCUCAGUUCUCCCAGGCUGAUCUUGCUGCUGGAGCAAUAAGCUAUGUCCACACUAGUCCUGAUGAAAACAUGAUGGAUAGUUUUACAUUCACUGUGGAUGAUGGCACCAACCAGGUGACGCAAUCAUUCUAUAUCAACAUCAGUCCUGUGGAUGAUUCCCUUCCGUUGGUAUCUAAUCUUGGGAUGCGGGUACAGGAAGGAGUUAGAAAGACCAUCACUGAAUUUGAACUGAAGGCCAUUGAUCUAGACACUGCUGAGGACCACAUCAUGUUUACAGUGUUCACCCAGCCUACCCACGGGACAGUCGACUUCACUCUUGACAAUGUACGCUUUGCACCGACACUCACCUUCUCAAUGGCUGAUGUAUAUGAGAAUCGUAUCAGCUACAACCAUGAUGGCUCUAACACGCUCUCAGAUCAGUUCCAGUUCAUGGUCUCGGACGGCACUAAUCCUAUGUUUGUGAUUGAGAAGGGGACAGAACUCCAGACAACCUCUGCCCCACAGGUGUUUGACAUUACAGUGAUGCCAGUUGAUGAUGGUACACCAAGGAUAGUCACUAACAAUGGUCUCUCAUACCUUGAAUAUGUGGAUGAUAGGGCUAUGGGUGUGAUCACCAGUCGCACCCUGCAGACGAUGGACACAGACACAGCCGAUCGGUCUUUAGUCUAUACCGUCACCACACCCCCAAGGCAUGGUUACCUAGAGAGCACUCUGAUCCCAAGAACACCAGUGGCUGCAUUCACUCAGGAGGACAUUAACAAUGGUUUGAUCCGCUACGUGCUAACACCAGGUUCUGAGUCUGAGACCAGUGAUAGCUUCGUAUUCGAUGUUUCCGACACACACCCUAACAUGGUGAUCGGUACGGUGUAUAGAAUCCGCUGGUCACUCAUCCACUUUGAGAAGUCACACUACAAUGUGAGCGAGACACAAGGAACAAUUAGUGUUACACUGAAAAGGACAGGCAAUGUUAAUCAGUAUGCCAUCGUCCUCUGUAGUACUGAGCCCGCUUCCGCUACCUCCUCCUCGGCCAACCCACGACAGGGCCAGAACGACUACGUUGAACACUCGGGCCAGGUCCAGUUUGAAGAACGAGAGGAGACCAAGACCUGUACUAUCAUAAUAAACAAUGAUGCGAUCUUUGAGGGACCAGAAGAUUUCAUUGUUGUAUUAAGCACACCAGCCUAUGCACUGCUAGGGGAACCUUCUAGAGCUAUUGUCUCAAUUAAUGAUAUUGAAGAUGAACCCAGUAUUGAGUUUGAAGAUCUGGAAUACCGUGUUGAUGAAAGCGCUGGCUUCCUAUUCGCUCCAGUCAUUAGAAAAGGUGAUGCCAGCACAUCAGUAUCUGCCAUCUGUUUCACCGUACCCCGUACAGCUACAGGGAGCAGUCUGACUGGGCUUGAAUCAGGGUCUGAUUAUAAGACUAGAGGUAUGGCCCUUGAAUACCAAGUGGUCUUCCCUCAAGGAGUUAACACUGCAUCGUGCGACAUUAAGAUUAUUGAUGAUGCGCUAUAUGAGGAAGAGGAGGAGUUUGAGAUAGUUCUAUCCAUGCCAUCAUAUAAUACCAGGAUUGGAAGGAAGGCUAGAGCAAGUGUCAUCAUCAAUGGACCAAAUGAUGAAUCAACCAUCUUCUUUGGGCAUUCCAACUAUGUGUUUGGAGAGGAUGCCGGGACAGUGGAGAUUGAGGUCUAUCGCCAUGGUAGCGACCUCUCCUACACCUCAAUGGUUUGGUGUGCACCUAAAUCAACCAGUCCUCAGUCAGCCGCCCCUGGACAAGAUUUUGUCCCGAAUGCCAACAUGCUGACCUUUAACCCCCAGCAGACCGUAGAGGUUUGUCGGAUCACCAUCGUUGAUGACUCGGCAAGUCCUCACCUAGAAGGGAAUGAAACCUUUAUUGUUUUCCUGAGUUCAGCGAUGAAUGCAAUGCUAGGAACCCCAUCAGAGGCCAUUAUACUCAUAAAUGAUUCAUCUGAUGAUGUACCCACAAUGCAAUUCCUGACAACCAAGGUGAGCGUUGAAGAGAAGACGGGUGUGGUCCAUGUUCCUGUCAUAAGGACGGGGGAUCUCUCUUAUGAGUCAUCUGUCAGAUGUUUUACCCGUCAGAAGACUGCUCAAGUCAUGAUGGAUUACGAUGAAAGACUCAAUACAGAUGACUUUAGGAUAGUCUUUGCUCCAGGAGAAAAGAUCAAGAAUUGCACUGUACGGCUGGUUGAAGACAGUACUUAUGAGCCGGAUGAGACCUUCCUUGUUAAGCUUACUAUGCCAUAUGGAAGUGACAUUUGUGAUGCAAGAAUAGGAGAAAAUAAAACAUCUUUGAUAACAGUGACAGACAGUGAAGACGCACCUACUCUCCAAUUUGAGCGGAUGGCUUACAGCGUCCGAGAACCGAGCGGUCAAGACUUGAACAACUAUGUAGACAUCAAGGUCAUCCGUACCGGAGAUCAGAAUCGGACGUCAAGUGUCAGGUGUAGUACCAGGGACGGGUCAGCCAAGUCUGGAGUGGACUAUGAACCUUACUCUAAGGUCCUUCGGUUUGAACCAGGUGUUCUAUCAAUAGACAUACAGGUGGAGAUCUUAUACAAUGAAGAUAUGGAAUGGCAUGAGACGUUCUCUGUCAUCCUAGGACCAACUGACCCGGACAAUGCAUUACUAGGACCAAUUUCCAUGGCAACGGUUACUGUGAUUGACGAGGAGGCGGCAGGCAGUGUUGUUCUUCCUGCUCCACCAGUGGUUGUAUCUCUAAUGGAUUAUGAUAAUAUUGGCACGGUUCUUGACAUAGAUCCUUCACCGGGAUAUCCUCUUGUUUGCUGCACACCUUGUGACCCACACUUUCCGGAGUACUCCAUGACACGCUCCAUGUGUCUUGAUUCUGGUAUUAACAUCACUAGUAUCCGUUACAACUGGGAAGUAUCCACACCGCUGGACAACGACGGCACCCGAUCCCCAUUCGAGCGCAUCGUUGACACCACUCCAUUCUCAAGCUCGAAUCACAAGGUCCUGGACAGCAUCUACUUCAGUCGUCGCUUCCAGGUCCGCUGCGUUGCCCAGCCGUACGACUUGAGAGGGCGUCCUGGUGUUCCACUGCGGAGCAACAUCGUGACAAUCGGGACGGAGAAUGGCAUCUGCCAUACGCCCGUUACGGCCGGAGUCUCGCGAGGACUCCAGGCGCAGUCGUUCAUCGCUAAUCUGCAGUAUAUCGGACCGGAAGAAGAAGAGCACCCGAACACCUUACAUGUCUCCGUUGAAGUCCCGCAUCAGGAUGGCAUGUUGCCGAUCGUCUCGACCAUCGCCAUACACAACAUCCGCUUCCUUCUGACGGAACCCGUCUACCGAUCCGCUCACAUCUGCUCUAACCUGAUCAACACAGAGCAUGGUAGUGGUCUUCAAGAUUAUUCUUUCCUUGAUCAGGUCGACUAUGAUAACAUGGUCAUGGGGCCAGGAUAUGACUAUCCAUAUCAGUUCGACCCCAACGUUCGAGAGGAACGAACCCUACAACUCUACAAGAACCUGAACCUCAAGAGCUGCACCUGGCAGUUUGAUGCUUACUAUCACAUGACUGAGCUCAUCGACCUGUGUGGGGGCGCUGUGAGCUCAGAUUUCGAGGUACGAGAUGGAGAUAAGAGUUUCCUGACAGUGACUGUUCCAUUGUAUGUGUCUUACAUCUAUGUUAUGGCUCCAACUGGUUGGGCUUCAUUAGAUCAUCGUACUGAGAUGGAGUUUUCAUUCUUCUACAGUACAAUUUUAUGGCGAACUGGUUUGGAGACAGAGAGUGUGUUGAGCGGUAGAUUGCAAGUCUUGAGGAUAUGGAUCGGUGAUAAUGGCAACCUUGUUAUUGAUUUCAAAACCACAACAAAAUUCAGAGGCUUGUUUGUUAUCAACCAUCACACGCUUGAGAACUAUAAAUCACGUGUAGUCCCUCCCCUUGAGCUUGGUGUAGCCUUUGACUUAGAGCUUCUAUGGAGUGAAGGAACCUUUGACAGUCCACAACAGCUAUGGAGAGCCACAAGUUCUUAUAAUAGAAAGGAUUAUUCCGGUGAUUACAUCAUCGAGCUGAUUCCAUGCACAGUGACCCCAACACAGUCUUAUGACGUUGCUCCUGAUAUGCCUAUAGUCUGCACUGCACAUCCACCUGAAAAAUUUGUAGUACCUAUCGCCUUCCAGCAGACUAACAGACCAGUACCGGUAGUCUACUCUCUUAACACAGAGUUUCAUUUGAUGAAUAAUGAAAAAGUUUUUAUGAUGAAUCCUGUGGAGGCUUCCAUGACGCUUGGAGAGAUGGAUUAUAAGGGAGCAUUUUCAAAAGGACAAACAAUUUUUGGACGAGUGCUUUGGAACCCAGACCAGGACCUGGACCGGGCUUAUAAGCUUCAGAUCCAGAAACUCUUUAUCUGUACCGGUAAUGAUGGUCAUGUGCCUUAUUAUGAUCCUUCUGGUACAGUCUAUGAAGAGGGGCCACAGUUUGGAUGUAUGCAGAACAAUAUUAACCUCAAAGAAAGGUUCCUGCUACUGGAUCGUGGAAACCCUGAUGCUGUCCACCCAGAUUUCAAUGAUGUCCCGUUUGAUGCCAAGUUUGCAGGAAACUCUGCAUCCUAUAAGAUUGUUAGUCAGAUGCCUGGAGUAGAUGGUUUUACAAUGAACGUUGAUCCAUUAUACAAGGUCAACUCUGGUCAUCAGUGGUACAUGCAAGUAGUGUACACCAUUGGCCCAACAGAUGGACCACCACGCUACAAACGCUCUAUGAUGGGUGCUAUAAACAAACGUGCAGCGGGAUCCAAAACACCAAAUGGAACCAACAUGCAUCCUCUUCUACUUAGUAAAGAAGAACUAGAAGCUUAUUCUAAUCAGGGUAUAGAUUCCAACAUUACAACCAUUGCAUCAGUAUUAGUAGCGAUCGUCCUCGUUAUAUUCAUCAUUAUACUAUUUGUUCGGUGGAGGCGACAAGAGCAGGGAAGGAGGAGAGAAGUGGUGACGACCGAGUCGGUCCCGAACAACCGGGAGCGGGCGGCAUCGAGAUCAAGUCUUGCGUCAGUCAAAGCAGCGUAUCCGAAGCUCCAAGAGGAAGAGAUGGAAAUGGAUUAUCAAAAAUCAGUCAAAGUCAGCACUCUAAAUAUUUACAAACCGGACAACUUAAAUAGGUCGCAGGCCAAAGUUAAAAAGGUCAAUUUAGAGGUCAAAUAUCAGGGUCAAAAUAGUGGUGAGGGGGGAACAGAAGUUUGACCCCUGUUCAUAAUAUUAUAUUGAUGUUUUUUUUUUCAUGUAGUUGUUGAAUUGCUUAGUAAAGUUUAAUAUUAUCUGCCUUCUAUAGAUUACUGCCAAACUUGUCCAAGUUUUAUUUUAAAAUGUUAACUUCAGUUCUAUUUUCAAGAUUCCAUGUAGUUUGCUGAUUAUGAUUCUCAUCUAGUGUUGGUUGGCCAGCAUGGGAAUAUCAAUUUGAGGUUUGGGUUUGGAAUAGUACUUUAUUUACUUUGAUGUAAUAGAGUUUGUUUUCAAUAUUUGAUUGAUUUUUUUAUAUUUUCUACCUCUUCUUUGCAUGAGAUAUCUGUGCUGCAUUUAUUUUUACCCAUGUGGAUAAAUCAUGGUAAAUAGUAUUCUUCGACCCAACUUAAACUAUUCAAUAACCAACUAUACAAUUCUGAAUGAAUGUGUGUGCUAUGAUGCACUUUAUCCGGAUUGAGGAGUAUUCCCAAGCUACAUCUUGACAUUUCAUUUUUACCACUGUUUUUCUUUUAUUUAAUUACAUGUAGCUGCAGCAAACUUCUAAACUUUGAAAAUUUGAUUCCAAUGAAUUUAUCUCCUGAUAUACAUUUUGUGACCAAUUCUAGGAUGCGUGAUAGCUCGGUUGGAAGAUCCAAGUUCUCGCAGUUUGGUGAUCUGCCUUCAAUUCUCAUUUGUUUUGCUUUGCCAAUGCCAUUUGGGAAGGCAAUUAAGUCUUCGGUUCUCAUGUUGCUUGCUUACAAGCAUGCCAUCUUAGCAAUCAGAUAAUACUGAGUUUUUGCAAUAGCUACACAGGCGGAUUCUACAACAUAGUAAAUCUAUUGAAUAUGCCUUUCAAAUCACAAUGAACAGCUUAGAGGUCUUUGUCGAAAAUUCCUCAAACAGACAGCUGAUCAUCAUAACAUUCUUAG